AUGGACGAUCUGGUGAAGGGUUUAAUCAAUGUAGCGUUCGGUCAUGGAGAAGAAGAUGACAGGAAUCGCGAUGAACAGUCCAGAUCCACGUGGGCGCAGGUUGUGUCUGGAGAACAAGAUGAUCAUGAUGAGUCCAUCUCCAGCAGUGAUCGUCACAAUAGACAGGAGGAAGAGAGAAAUGAGAAAUGGAGAUCUGGUGAAUCGCGGCCUACAAUGAGACCCCCAAAGGCGGUGUAUCAGGAAUAUGAUAGAGAUGAUGACAGUAGGCCAGAUAAUUAUAACCAAGUCAAUUGGAACCAAAAGGAGGGAAAGGAGGCUGAUGAUGGUUGGGAGACAGUUGGCAAAAAGCCUGUGAAACAGCAUUAUAAGGCACACAAGGAUCAGUGGAAGAAUUACAAAAAGCCACUUGAUGAGCAAGAAUAUUCUAGUGAGGUUAAGUAUGAUGUUGGCAUUGAACCUUCUGGAGAAGAGCUUAAUGAUCUCUCAAAAGCUCUUAACAAACUCUGGGAACUUGACUUAAACCGCUUGGUACCCGGCAAGGACUAUCAGAUUGAUUGUGGUGAAGGGAAGAAGGUUUACCAGGAGGAAGAUAUGGCAGAAGGGAGACUGUUUUCCUGGCUGAGUGAAGAAAUAUUUAUGAGGCCCACCUUUGCACGUUUCUGCUCUCUUCUGGACAACUAUAAUCCGCAUGAAGGGUAUAAAGAAAAUGUAACACCUGAAGAGAGACAAGAGCAAGCAGCAUUUAUUGAAGAGAUAAGUAGAACUGCACCAAUCAAAUAUCUUCACAGAUAUCUUUCUUCCAAUGGCAUCGUACCUGAUAAUUAUCAAGAUUUUAAGAGGAUGAUGACAAGCCUCUGGUUUGACCUUUAUGGUCGAGGUGGUACAUCUGGUUCUUCUUCUGCUUUCGAACAUGUUUUUGUUGGAGAAAUCAAGCAAUGUGGAGAGCAAGAAGUUUCAGGAUUUCAUAACUGGCUUCAGUUCUAUUUGGAAGAGGCAAAGGGAAGGGUGAAUUAUCAAGGAUACAUUCUUCCGCGGAGGCGUGGGCCAAUUCCUGACACAGAGACACAGCUGCUUACGAUUCAAUUUGAAUGGAAUGGUGUUCUGAAGUCAAUCUCAAGCACUUUGAUAGGAGUGAGCCCUGAGUUUGAAGUUGCAAUAUAUACCCUAUGUUUCUAUUUGGGAAGGGAAGAAAACCAUGUUGAGCUUGGUCCGUACCCUGUAAAUAUCAAGUGCUAUCGUCUUGGAAACAAGAUUGGAUCUGCUUUUCCAGUCGCAGAUUGUUAA
Messenger RNA from Fraxinus pennsylvanica, 1284 nucleotides. Lineage: Eukaryota; Viridiplantae; Streptophyta; Magnoliopsida; Lamiales; Oleaceae. The record is from the annotation of a GenBank genome assembly.